Molecule: messenger RNA, 540 nt
Organism: Arabidopsis lyrata subsp. lyrata
Lineage: Eukaryota; Viridiplantae; Streptophyta; Magnoliopsida; Brassicales; Brassicaceae
Product: bidirectional sugar transporter SWEET13
Exons: 3
Coding region: 148-465 (105 amino acids)
Cellular component (GO): membrane
Source: RefSeq, a predicted model, not a curated record
UGUAAAAUUAUGUAUUCCACUAAACUAAAAAAAUGACCCUAUAUAUAAAUCUGAAGCUUUGAAUACAAGAAAACUAUCUUGUUUUUUUACAUUACCUGUAUUUGAUCCAAGAGGUUUACUCUGAAUAGAUUAGAGCUGUGAAGAGAGAUGGAAUUUUCAGUGGGCUUGUUGGCGACUGUGGCUGGGAUCCUAGGGACGCUCAUAUCCGUCUUUGCUAGCCUUGUACCUUUGCGAAUGUUCUUUUCUUUGAGAUCAUGCGAGGGUUCUGAGACGGGCCAUUAUGUUGAUGCCAUUUUCAGCUCUGGUCUAUGGGCGGCUUAUGCCUUUUACACUAAUCAACCGAUUGUUCUGUUUGGCAACGUUUUCUCCUUUUCAAUUCAGACAAUCUUUGUCUGUUUGUCCCUCUAUCUUGCUCCUAACAAGGCGCAGGUCAGUGCAGGCCCGGCGGAGAGGGCAAGCCAGUGAAGCCACCGAUUAGGGUCUCAAAAUUUUGAGGGCCUUUUUACCUAAAAAUUUGUUAAGUUUUCUUAUAUACAAUAA